AUGGGUGAGUCAAACGAGAACUGCUGGUUCCUGGCGGCCGUGGAAGCCCUGACGUUCCACCAGGACAUCUUGGCUGCAGUCGUGCCACAAAAUCAGAGCUUUGAGAGGAAAUAUGCCGGCAUUUUCCACUUCCGGGGUGGGGCUGAGGAAUUGGCUCUGUGGUUUUGGCACUUCGGUAAAUGGGUUGACGUGGUGGUUGAUGAUCGCCUGCCGGUGAACGAGGCGGGGGAGCUGGUCUUUGUUUCCUCAGUCUAUAAGAACGUGUUCUGGGGAGCCCUUCUGGAGAAGGCAUAUGCUAAUUCUUACAAAUGGGAGCUGCUGAGCCCGAAAGAGAAGAUUUUGCUGAGGAAAAAGAAGGAGGAUGGAGAAUUCUGGAUGUCUCUGCGAGAUUUCAAGAUUCAUUUUGUAGAUCUGACGAUCUGUAAAUUAACUCCAGACCUGAUGAGCCAGGAAGAUGGGAAGAAGUGGAUGUACUCCCUGAAGAGCACCUUUUGGAUGAACCCUCAGUACUGGCUGAAUGUUUUACCAGUUGGAGACAGUAAGAAAAGCCUGGGUUCCUGCAAUGUGGUUAUAUCCCUGAUGCAGAAACACAGCAGCAAACACCGGAACCGAGCUCCUCACCUCUUCAUUGGAUUUUCAGUCUACAAGGUGGACCUACAGUACCAGGAAAGCAACAGAAAGCUGGCCCCAGCUUUCUUCACUCGACAUCAGCCUGUGAACAAGCACCAGGUCUUCCUUGAUGAGCGGGAAGUGACCCAUGACUUCCACCUGGAGCCUGGUGUCUAUGUGAUUGUCCCAUCCACCCUGGAGCCUCAGCAGGAGUCUGAAUUCAUCCUGCGGGUCUUCUCCAGGAAGCAUGUUCUUCGGGAAAUGGGUGGGAACACCAGUUUCACCCUCUCUAAGUGGCAGGCCAGAGGACCCCACAAACCUGCCCCAGCUUUCUUCACUCGACAUCAGCCUGUGAACAAGCACCAGGUCUUCCUUGAUGAGCGGGAAGUGACCCAUGACUUCCACCUGGAGCCUGGUGUCUAUGUGAUUGUCCCAUCCACCCUGGAGCCUCAGCAGGAGUCUGAAUUCAUCCUGCGGGUCUUCUCCAGGAAGCAUGUUCUUCGGGAAAUGGGUGGGAACACCAGUUUCACCCUCUCUAAGGGCUCGGACGUGGACUGGGACGACCUUUGGGAUCAGUUUGAAGAGCGGAGGUACCUGAGCGCCCGGAGGUGGAAGGGCGGCGAGGACCCGUACCGGCUCCAUGCCUUUAACCAGCGGGAGAGCGAGAGGAUCCCCAGUGACCGCGCCAUCCGUGACACCCGCCAUCACAGGUGUACAACUUUGCACUAUCGCCAGGACCUCCCGCCAACCAGCGUCAUCAUCACCUUCCACAACGAGGCCAGGUCGACCCUGCUAAGGACGGUCCGGAGCGUGCUGAACCGCACUCCAGUGCACCUCGUCCAUGAAAUCAUACUAGUGGAUGACUUCAGUGACGAUCCUGACGACUGCCGCUUGUUGGGCAAGCUCCCCAAGGUGAAGUGCUUGCGGAACGGACAGCGAGAAGGUCUGAUCCGGUCCCGAAUCCGAGGGGCAGAUGUGGCACAAGCGGGAGUCCUGACCUUCCUCGACAGUCACUGUGAGGUGAAUAAGGACUGGCUACUCCCUCUGCUGCAGAGGAUCAAAGAGGAUCCCACCCGAGUGGUCAGCCCCAUUAUUGACAUCAUCAACUUGGACACUUUUGCCUAUGUGGCGGCUUCCUCAGACCUCAGAGGAGGUUUUGACUGGAGUCUGCAUUUCAAAUGGGAGCAGCUUUCUCCAGAGCAGAAAGCCAAACGACUUGAUCCCAUCGAACCCAUUAAGACUCCCAUCAUUGCCGGGGGGCUAUUCGUGAUUGAAAAAGCCUGGUUCAACCACCUGGGGAAGUACGACAGUGCCAUGGACAUCUGGGGCGGGGAGAACUUCGAAAUCUCUUUCCGUGUGUGGAUGUGUGGAGGGAGCCUGGAAAUCAUCCCCUGCAGCCGUGUUGGACAUGUCUUCCGGAAGAAACAUCCAUACAUCUUUCCAGAGGGAAAUGCCAAUACAUACAUUAAAAACACCAAGCGCACCGCGGAGGUGUGGAUGGACGAAUUCAAGCAGUACUACUAUGCGGCUCGUCCCGCAGCCCAAGGAAGGCCUUAUGGAAACAUCCAGAGCAGAGUGGAGCUGCGGAAGAGGUUGAAAUGCCACAGCUUCAAGUGGUACCUGGAAAACGUUUAUCCCGAACUUCGGAUUCCCAAGGAAUCGCUCUAUCAGACUGGGAUGAUCAGGCAAAGGCAGAGCUGCCUGGAGUCACACAAGUCUGAAGCCCAAGAGUUCCCCGUCCUGAGCUUAAAUCCUUGCAUCAGCAGCAAAGGCACGGCAGCAACGGCACAGGAAUGGACGUACACAUACAACUACCAAGUCCGCCAGCAGCAGCUGUGCUUGUCUGUGUACACCCUCUUCCCCGGUUCCCAGGUGCUGCUGUCACCUUGCAAAGAAGGUGACAACAAGCAGCGAUGGGGUAAAGUUGGGUCACACAUUGAACACGUAGCUUCACGCUUCUGUUUGGACACUGAGACGAUUGGGGACACGAAUGAGAGCACCAAAGAGCUUGUCAUCAACCCUUGCGAGAGCACAGCCAUGAGUCAGCGCUGGGACAUGGUGAUGUCUUGACCUGCUUGAGGACUUACACAGCGGGGAUGGGCACUGAGAUGUUGCUACACGCAGCCAAGAUGCACCAGAUGGAGCUCAAAUGCAAAACCAUUGGGGGUCCUUGUGUAUUAUGGGACAGGAGAAGAAUCAUUCAAAUAAAAAUAAGGACAUGGCACUCCAGGUUGAACAACGGAUGUUGUCUGCAAGGCAUGUAGCCAUUAUUGGCCUGUUGGCAGUCAUACAUUCAAAGAGAAUGGAUGGCAAAAA
Molecule: messenger RNA, 2925 nt
Organism: Aptenodytes forsteri (emperor penguin)
Lineage: Eukaryota; Metazoa; Chordata; Aves; Sphenisciformes; Spheniscidae
Gene: GALNT14
Product: polypeptide N-acetylgalactosaminyltransferase 14
Exons: 26
Coding region: 1-2679 (892 amino acids)
Biological process (GO): proteolysis
Cellular component (GO): Golgi apparatus
Molecular function (GO): calcium-dependent cysteine-type endopeptidase activity
Source: RefSeq, a predicted model, not a curated record